Kogia breviceps (pygmy sperm whale) is the source of this 4110-nucleotide messenger RNA. NCBI's taxonomy places the organism in Eukaryota, Metazoa, Chordata, Mammalia, Artiodactyla, Physeteridae. The record is from RefSeq and is a predicted model, not a curated record.
GACAACUCACAUGCAGGAACUCAGAGCACUGUGGUGAAAUAAUUAUGGCUAGUACUGAUUAUAAAUCUUGGGAGAGUAUUCAUGAGUACUGAGUAUGGAGACCCCACCCGGAUGCCCAAUAGACUUUUUAAAGGGAUCCGUGGUCAGACAGCUUUAGGAAAUUCCCGUCCAGGACCAAGACUGCUCUCCCACACUCCUGAUGUGGCCUUACCCCCCAUCUUGUGUGGCACCUGCCCACUCCGCCGGGAGCUGCAAGUCUGGGGAAGGACCUCAGUUUCACAGUGACAUCAGUUUAUGAAACUCUAGCUGAGACCACUGCCAAGAAGUGCUUGCUCACCCUCCUUCAAUGGUGGGGGAAUCUCCCUCCCCUUUUCAAAGGGACGCUGAAGACAGGAUUCAUACACGAACCCCAAUCCUUCCCACCAACCCCGGCCCACACCUCCCAGCAACUGAACGUGAAAAAAAAAAAGCUGGUUAAAACCACUUCCUAUAUUUGAGACUAGAGAAGAGAGUGGUAGUCACGAUUUCCUGACUGAACAAACCAGGCUAAUACUUAUAUAGAGCAAGUGCUGGCUGUCCUAGAGACGGAUGGACCAGCAAGGGUGACAACUUGGGCGGACUGAUCCUUCCCCAGCCUCCCAGCGCGAUGCCAGCACGAGGCUGAAAGGAAACCCAGCAUUCUGCAGAGAAGUACCUUUUCUUCCUGGCCCCCACAUCGGCAGCUGAUCCCAGGGGCGCAGAGGAUGGAGCCAGGCUUGCUGACGUGGGGAUUCUUCGUAUUCAUCGUUGUACCUGGCUGCGCGACAGAUGCUUGUCUUGAAGACCCACCGAGUCUCAGAAAUGCCAUGUUCAAGGUCCUCAGGUAUGAGGUAGGCACCAUGAUAAACUGUGACUGCAAGAAAGGCUUCCGCAGAAGGUUGCCCUUCAUGCGCUGCACAGGAAACUCCAGCCACUCUGCCUGGGAAAACAGAUGCCACUGCGACAGCACCUCCUCCCCUAAGACCCCAGGAAAACAAGUUACUCCUGGACUCAAAGAACAGAAUGAAGAAAAAACCACAGAAAUGCAGAGCCAAAUGCAGCCCACAGACCAAGCUAACCUUCCGGGUCACUGCAAGGAGCCUCCACCAUGGGAACAUGAACGUGAACCUUUGAAGAGAACUUACCAUUUCAUGGUGGGGCAGACAGUUUACUACCAGUGCACUCAGGGAUUCAGGGCUCUACAGGGAGGCCCUACCAAGAGCACCUGCAAGAUGAUCUAUGGGAACAUGAGGUGGACCCAGCCCAAGCUUAAGUGCAUAAGUGAAAGGGAGAACAGUCAGCUUCCAGGUGAUGAAGAGCCUGAGGAGAGCACGGAUGCUCCCCCUGGCAGUGAAACUUCUUUUCCCUUAACAACGAGGAUGGCAGGUACCACAGAUUUCCAAACACCCAUAGAAGUGGCUGCGACCGUGGAUACGUUCAUAUUUACAACCGAGUAUCAGAUCGCAGUGGCCGGCUGCCUCCUGCUACUCAUCAGCAUCCUCCUCCUGAGCGGCCUCACCUGGCAGCAGAGAUGGGCUUUGGGGUAAAGCAGAGGGAGAACUGGCCAGUGCACGCCUUCCCAGAGUCGACCCACGUUACAGCCGCAGGGAAACGGGAAAGCCAAGGAAGCGAACAUCCACUGAGCGCCUACUGUAUGCCAGGGUCCAUGCUUAUCUUGCGAACAUUAUGGCAACCUGAAACCUUUGCUACGGCUCCGCAGGUUAAGGCCGGUUAAGCACCGUGGACAAGGUUGCACAGCAAAGGCCCAAACUGCAACCUUUGUCGAGUGCCCAGUACCUCUUUGCCCCUGUCACCUGGCAGCGGAGAACCAAGGGCAGCGUCAGCCCUGGUCCUCUCCAGCGCUCCGCACUCCCCAGUGCAGACGCUCACACCAGAGCCCCCUAGACCGGGAACCUGACCCACGCUACCCCACGUGUGGACUUAUUUGCAUUAACUCUCCCCAGCUGCAGAGAACAACCCGGUGAGAUUUUAAAAAUACCAAUGCUUGGGUGGGCCCCAGAUAUCAGUACUUUUUUUUAAAAUUGAGAUAAAAUUCUUCAUUUUAACCAUUUUAAAGUGUGUAAUUCCGUGGUUUUCAGCACUGUUGUGUAUACACCACCAGUAUCUAAUUCCAGCACAUUCCAUCACCCCAAAAAGAAACCCCACAUUUCCCAAUUCCCCAUCCCCCCCAUUCCCUGGCCACCACUGAUCUACGUUCCAUCUCUAUGGAUUUGCCCGUUCUGGACAUUUCAUGUAAAUGGGACCAUGUACGUACUGUAUGCCCUGUUGUUACUGGGACGUUAGUACUUUUUUUUUUUUUUUUUUUGCGGUACGCGGGCCUCUCACUGCUGUGGCCUCUCCCGUUGCGGAGCACAGGCUCCGGACGCGCAGGCUCAGCGGCCAUGGCUCACGGGCCCAGCCGCUCCGCGGCACGCGGGAUCCUCCCGGACCGGGGCACGAACCCGUGUCCCCCGCAUCGGCAGCGGACCCUCAACCACUGUGCCACCAGCGAAGCCCCACGUUAGUACUUUUUAAAAAGCUCCUCAGUCGCAUCUAAUACAUACACAUCCAGUUUAGAUAACCCCGAGCUGGACCCGUGGUUCUGAAAUGUGAGUGCAUCAGAAUCUCCCAGGGGGGCUUGUUUUUUUUAAUUGAAGUACAGUUGAUUUACAGUGUUUCAGGUUUACAGCAAAGUGAUUCAGAUACAUAGAAAUACACACAUAUAUACUUUUGCAGAUUCUUUUCCAUUAUAGGUUAUCACAAGAUACUGAAUAUAAUUCUCUGUGCUAUACAAUAGGUUUUCAUUGUUUAUCUAUUCUAUAUAUAGUAUCUGUUAAUCCCAAAUUCCUAAUUCCCUGUGGGCUUCUUAAAGCAGAGCCUGCCAAGCCUACCCCCAAAGUCCCUGAUUCAGCGGGUCUGGGGUAGGGCCUGAAAAUUUACAUGUCUAACAAAUGCCCAGGUGAUGCCAAUGCUGCUGGUCCAGGGACCAAACUUUGAGACCCACUGCACUAACAGUGUUAAGAAUCAAGAGAGUGAAAUCAUUUUUUACACACACACACACACACACACACACACACACACACACACACACACACAGAGUCAGUCUCUCCCUCCCUUUAGACAGAGGACUAUGGAGACCUAGCUUGUCACUCUCCCCACCUCCCAGGGCAUCCCCUACCCCCUCUGCACCAAGUGCACUCUGCCAACCCUGAUAUAAACCCCCCAGAAGACCCUGAGAAGACAGUCACACACACACACACACACACACACCUCGCCAAGAACCAAAGCCCUCCGACCCCACAGCCUGCCUAGCCAGAGAGAAAUCAUCAGAUUCCUUCCAUUCUUAUCUUGAUCGUCAGGCCCACAAUAAACUGGUUUUCCUUGCGUCAGUUAAAAAGCACAAAUGAUUGCAACGCAAAGGAGAAGCCCUCUAGGGUUGUUGUGUUAGGAAUUAUUCGCAUACCCGGCAACCUACCAAUCCCUCUACGUGUUAGCCGAUUCCUGAGGCGUUUCUAUAGGAUUCCGUGAGAUGAUGCAGGUAAAUUGCCCAAGAUGUUAUCUUUACUCCACACACAGAUUCUCUCCUUCCCUCACUGACAGGACCUAAUACCUAUCAAGGAUCUUUGUAUUUGGUAGCUUAAAGACUCAAACCUUCGGACACAAAGGGAUGAAGCUAUUUGGGAGUGGGAAAGGUUUGGACUUGAUGUUGUGAAACCAAGAACUGCCUGAAACUAUAUGAGUUUCCAAGAUCUCCCAGAAUUGCAAUCUUCCAGGAGACCUAAAACCAGACACCUCAAACUGACCCAGAGAGCUGGUCCAAAAGCCUUCCUAGAAUUGAAUUUCAUCUGAUGGUGCCCUCUUGUGGCCAAACAGAAAUACUACAUUUGAUUUAAAAAAUUUUUUAAAGCAAUUACUAGGAGCUGACUUACCCCAGCUCCUGAGAGCCAAAAGCCAGAUGUUGUGGAAUUUUGACAACUGCUUUUAAGCAUAGCCGUUAUUAAAAAUUAAAGUAUAUAAACUUACAGUUAAAUAAAUUAUAUUAAAAACAAAGGCAGGGACUUCCUUGGUGGGGCAGUGGCUAAGAAUCCGCCU